UACUGCCUCUCUCUCUUGGUUUAUCUCUCUGUUACUCUCUCUCUUUUUCUAUCUCUCUGCAUAUCAUUGAUCUAGUAUGAACAUAUGCUAUAUGCUGCAUAUUUGGCACAGAAGUCAGCUAUAAGAGAGCAGACAAUAACAAGGAGCAACUUAAACAUGACAAAAAAAGGAUACUCCAGGAACAUAAUGUAUGAGAAGGGCACAUCUCUGGGCACUAUAGAGAUUCUAUUUCUUUUGACCUUGUUUCUAAGAACAUGUACUGCUCUGCAGGUUUUUGCACCAAGAUCCCCAGUUACAGGGUACUCUGGUUCCAGUGUGCUACUGGAAUGUUUCUUUAAUGAUACCGCUGAGGCAGUGGACCUCAGUAAACUGGUGCUGACGUGGAGAUUCCAGAACAAAGAGGUGGCAAAAUAUGAUGAAGAUGCUGAUGAAACUGUAACCAAGAUUCCAAGAGCAGAGCUGUUUGUGGAUGAAUUACAAAGUGGGAACGCUUCACUUCUCCUCAAGUAUGUUACAUCAGGAGAUGCAGGCAAAUAUACAUGCUCUGUGCAGUACACGCUCUAUGAAAUACAGAAUAGAAAGUUAACAUUAAAUGUUUUGGAUCCUCCAGUCACCACAAAACCCACAUUCAUUCCCACAGAAGUCAUAGAAGUGGAACAUGUUUCAACAGCACUUCCAGCAGCCACAACAGAGACAAUUCCUACGGAAGCCACUAAGGUGACAGAAGUUUCAACAGAGCUUCCAGCAACCACAAAAGAAACAAUUCCUACAGAAGCCACUGAAACGACAGAAGUUUCCACAGAUUUUCCAGAAACCACAAAAGCUAUUGUUAUUACCACAGAAGUCACAGAGGUGAAAGACAUUUCAACAGAUCUUCCAGAAAUCACAGGAACCACAGAGAUGCCUAUAGAAGACAAAAACAUGCCACAUGGAGGUAAUUCUGGUUCAAACCUUGUGGCUGGAGCCCUCAUAUUCCCUUCUGUGCUUGUGGCACUAUAUCUUCUUUAAGAGUAAUCCUGGUUACACCUGACUGCUUACUGUCUUGAAUUAAUCUGAAAUCUGUCUUUAUACAUCUGCAACUCCAUCUUAAGAUCAAACCCGAGGUCACCCAAAAUGGAGUAACUGCAUCGGGAGAGCUGGCUUUUUAUAAUACAACAUUAAAGGAGAGAAGUAAGGCAGAAGUUCUUAAUCUGUUCAAAGCCUGCAGAAGUCAGAGAAACAAAUUCUUCCUAAUAUAUGAAGCAAUUUGACCAGAACACUAUAUUCCAUGGAACCUUCUCCACUCUUGCCUCAAAUAUGUACAAAAUCUGCAAGGCAUUCUGAAAGCAAAGUGCAAUAUGUAAUCUGGAGACUACACAAAAAACAAAGAACUGUUCAUCCUCUAAAGGCUAUAACAAACUUUAGAUGUGAGUUACCUAGGCUCUUGUUGAAUCAGAUCAUUGUCUGUGUGAAAUUUGAAGACUAUUGCCAUUACUUCAUUUAUACACAUUUUUAUACAGCUACAUGGAAUCUGAUAUACUUUUCUUACACCAAUAUGUAAACUAAUGCUUUUUUUGCUUUUUCUCAAGACAUGUAAUGAGCGUUAAGGAUAUGAGCAUUUUCAGGGCACCUGUAAUUUGAAUUACACAGUUAUUUCCCACCAGCCUACUGUUUUGAACUUUGUCUAUAGGCGUCAGCGUGACACACCCCACUGCUGCGAUGCCCAGCACUGCUGUGUGCAUUGUUUCAGGUUAGAGAACAUUCCAGUGACAAGUAAUAAUGAAAACACAAAGCUUCUGUGAUAUCCCAAGAUCAUCUAUAUUUAUAUUGAUAUAUGAUUGAUUAUCUCUUAAUUUCUUUUUUCUAUAGAUAUUAAGUGAAAUCAAGUUACUUAAAUAAAUGUAUCUUUAAAUUA
Molecule: messenger RNA, 1894 nt
Organism: Protopterus annectens (West African lungfish)
Lineage: Eukaryota; Metazoa; Chordata; Ceratodontiformes; Protopteridae
Product: programmed cell death 1 ligand 1-like
Exons: 9
Coding region: 85-1008 (307 amino acids)
Biological process (GO): cell surface receptor signaling pathway; immune response; cellular response to lipopolysaccharide
Cellular component (GO): external side of plasma membrane
Source: RefSeq, a predicted model, not a curated record